Messenger RNA from Hyla sarda, 4889 nucleotides. It is a transcript of the gene ACO1, whose product is annotated as aconitase 1. Gene Ontology annotation, molecular function: 3 iron, 4 sulfur cluster binding; 4 iron, 4 sulfur cluster binding; iron-responsive element binding. Gene Ontology annotation, cellular component: mitochondrion; cytosol. The transcript is spliced from 21 exons. NCBI's taxonomy places the organism in Eukaryota, Metazoa, Chordata, Amphibia, Anura, Hylidae. Gene Ontology annotation, biological process: tricarboxylic acid cycle; citrate metabolic process. The coding region runs from base 505 to 3186 and encodes 893 amino acids. The record is from RefSeq and is a predicted model, not a curated record.
UUGUUAGAUUGUUAAAUAUCAAACCAACUUAUCAGAUACGGAGAAAGUUCAUGACAGUACCACCGAUGAACAGUAGGUGCCGCUCAUAAGCCGUCCAUUGCGCAUAUGGCGUGUAUUCCGUAUUCCCACGUGACGGUAAAAUGUUUUAUUCAGGUAUUAAAGAGCUCGAGGCCGUAUUUUAUACCUUAUUUAUCGGGUUGUUUGCAUCGUUUCUACUACAAUAACUUUCUACAGGCAGCCUGUCACAGCUGUCAAGCCAGCGGAAGAUUCCACCAAUCGUUGUGUAGUGGGCGUGGCCUCUCGGUGGAGGCCAGAGACGUGUACUUUGAACAAACAAAACUUUAUUGUCCAGGCUUUUGUUACUUCCUUUGUGGGCUCCUCAUGGGCCCCUCCUCCUUCUCCUGCGGCUGUGCUCAGGUCAGGUGCUGGUCUAUGGUCGGCUCAGCCUGUGUCCCAUUGUAGGAGGAGCAGUCACCGCUGUCAGGUCUGCGUGAAGGAAGAACUAUGAGCAACCCAUUUCAGCACCUAGUGGAGCCUCUCAACCCUACUGAGCCCAACAAGAAGUUUUUCAAUCUCCAGAAGUUGAAUGAUCCCAGAUAUGCCCGUUUACCCUUCUCCAUUCGAGUCCUCCUUGAGUCAGCCAUCAGGAAUUGUGAUGAAUUUCUUGUAAAAAGCAAAGAUGUUGAUAAUAUCCUGAACUGGAAAGUCACUCAGUAUGAGAAUGUGGAAGUCCCUUUCCGUCCAGCAAGAGUUAUUCUGCAAGAUUUCACUGGUGUCCCUGCAGUGGUGGAUUUUGCAGCAAUGCGAGAUGCAGUAAAGCGAUUGGGAGGAGAUCCAGAAAAAAUCAACCCUGUUUGUCCAGCAGAUUUGGUGAUUGACCAUUCCAUACAAGUGGAUUUCAACAGAAGGGAAGAUAGCUUACAAAAAAAUCAGGAAUUGGAAUUUGAAAGAAACAGAGAACGAUUUGAGUUUCUAAAAUGGGGGUCCCAGGCCUUUCAGAAUAUGAGAAUCAUCCCGCCAGGCUCUGGCAUCAUUCAUCAGGUCAACCUGGAGUAUUUGGCCAGAGUAGUUUUUGAACAGGGUGGUCUCUACUAUCCUGAUAGCCUUGUUGGGACAGAUUCGCACACCACUAUGAUCGAUGGUCUUGGAGUUCUUGGGUGGGGUGUCGGUGGAAUUGAAGCGGAGGCGGUCAUGCUAGGCCAACCAAUCAGUAUGGUGCUACCCGAAGUCAUUGGAUAUAAACUGAUUGGAAGCCCUCACCAUCUAGUGACUUCUACGGACAUUGUGCUUACAGUGACUAAGCACCUCCGUCAAGUUGGAGUUGUGGGAAAAUUUGUCGAGUUUUUUGGCCCCGGGGUGGCGCAACUUUCUAUUGCUGAUCGUGCUACUAUUGCCAACAUGUGUCCUGAGUAUGGAGCCACUGCAGCCUUUUUCCCUGUUGAUCUGGUCAGCAUUCAGUAUCUGCAGCAAACCGGUCGUGAAGACAAUAAAGUGAAAUAUAUUCAAAAGUAUUUAGAAGCUGCUGGGCUUUUCAGGGACUUCCUUAAUACAGAACAGGAUCCCGACUUCACUCAGGUGGUAGAGCUGGAUCUAAGUACGGUGGUGCCUUGUUGUAGUGGACCCAAGAGGCCUCAGGAUAAGGUAGCUGUGUCUGACAUGAAAACAGACUUUGAGAGUUGCCUAGGAGCCAAGCAAGGGUUUAAAGGCUUCCAAAUUCCUCCAGGCCAUCAUAAUGACAAAGUGAAAUUCUCCUAUAAUGAUGUGGACUAUGAACUGACCCAUGGCUCUGUGGUCAUAGCUGCUAUUACCAGCUGCACCAACACCAGUAACCCUUCUGUUAUGCUGGGUGCAGGUUUAUUGGCCAAAAAGGCAGUUGAAGCCGGACUAACCGUGAAGCCUUAUAUCAAGACAAGCCUAUCUCCUGGCAGCGGGGUAGUGACUUACUAUCUCAGAGACAGCGGCGUCAUGCCUUACCUCUCCAAACUUGGCUUUGAUGUUGUAGGAUAUGGUUGCAUGACAUGCAUUGGAAACAGUGGGCCUUUGCCUGAUUCCGUUGUGGAAGCCAUUACUCAGGGCGACCUAGUUGCGGCAGGUAUCUUAUCUGGUAAUAGAAAUUUUGAAGGUCGUGUUCAUCCAAAUACACGUGCAAACUACUUGGCCUCGCCUCCUCUUGUCAUUGCCUAUGCCAUAGCUGGAACCAUCAGAAUUGACUUUGAGACAGAACCUCUGGGGGUCAAUGCUGAUGGCAAGCCUGUAUUCCUGAGAGACAUCUGGCCUACAAGGGAUGAAAUCCAAGCUGUGGAGAUCAAAUGUGUUAUCCCUGGAAUGUUCAAAGAGGUGUAUGAAAAAAUUGAGAAAGUCAAUGAGAGCUGGAAUAACUUGAAGGCUCCGACUGAUACAUUAUAUCCUUGGGAUCCAAAAUCAACAUAUAUCAAAUCCCCUCCUUUCUUUGACAAUUUGACAAUGGAACUUGUACCUUCCAAACCAAUCACUGAUGCCUAUGUGCUCCUAAACUUGGGCGACUCCGUGACUACUGACCACAUUUCUCCGGCUGGAAACAUUGCAAGAAAUAGCCCUGCAGCCCGAUACCUUACUAACAGAGGCUUGACACCAAGGGAGUUUAAUUCUUAUGGCUCACGCAGAGGUAAUGAUGCUGUGAUGGCGAGAGGAACCUUUGCCAACAUUCGCCUAUUCAACAAGUUCAUCAACAAACAGGCCCCAUUAACCAUACACUUUCCAUCCAAUGAAACACUUGAUAUUUAUGAUGCAGCCGAAAGAUACAUACAAGCUGGGGAGAAUUUGAUCCUACUUACAGGCAAGGAGUAUGGAUCAGGGAGCUCCAGAGACUGGGCAGCCAAAGGACCCUUCCUGCAGGGAAUUAAGGCUGUCCUUGCUGAAAGCUAUGAACGAAUCCACCGCAGUAACCUUGUAGGGAUGGGAAUCAUUCCUCUGCAGUAUCUACCAGGAGAAAAUUCUGAAGCAUUGGGACUAACUGGGCAAGAGCGUUACACCAUUCUCAUUCCUGAUGAUAAAGACCUCCAGCCAGGCAUGACCGUAGAUAUCAAGUUGGAUACAGGAAAGACUUUUGAAGCCAUCAUGAGAUUUGACACAGACGUGGAACUUACAUAUUACCGUAAUGGAGGGAUCUUGAACUACAUGAUUCGUAAAAUGGCCAAUUCUAGUUAAGAGAGAUCUAAAAUAUGUACAGUGACUUAGAAGGGUGGAGAUAAACUGUCAUCUGUGUCUUAUAUUAAAAUGCAGAAGUCUUUGGUGAAAGCUGAAGGAUAUCAAUAUGCUGCCAUAUUUCUGCAGGCUAGUGACUUGACAAUACUCAGGAAUAAGUUUUGCGACCAUAGUAAAGUGACACAGUCCGGCCUAAGUAGUUUAUACAGUUAGGAAACACAUUCAGAGACUGUUAGAUGUUUUUAUUUGAAGGAUGAUUCUAAGCUGUACCACUUUUUCACAUGAGAAUACAUAUAGUUCUGCUCUCAGAACUUUCUACGUAUACAACUUUUAGAAUGCUGGCGCAAGUAAAAGUGGUGGUGUUCAAAUAUUUCCCCUCCCGCUAAAUACAUUAUGAUACAAGUAUUUACCAGUUUUUCUCCCUCGCCGCAGUGAACAGUUCUUUAUCAUGUCUUAUACAUUGUAACAUUACCUUGGAUCAGAAACUAGUGCACAAUUAUACAAAGCAAAUCUUAUUGCAUUUUUCUUCGUAUUCAGGUCAAUAGGGAACAACAAUACCAGACACGGCCCAUAGACAACAGUAAAGCCAUUCUGUAAAAGAACAGCCUCGGGCUAAGUUCCCACUUGGUUUUUUUCUGGCAGUUUUUGGAUAUCUGCCACUGCAGUUUUUGAGCCAAAGCCAGAAGUGUAUUCAAAAGGAAUCGGACAUAUAAAGUAAGAACUUACACUUCUCCUCCAUUAUGGAUCCACUUCUGACUUUGGCUCAAAAACUGCAGUGGCAGAUAUCCAAAAACUGCCAGAAAAAAACAAGUGGAAUCUUAGCCUCAUUCUGGACAACCCCUUAAGUGAUUGUUUUCACACGUGCAUAUUUUGCUGCAGCUAUUCAUACCCAUUGAGUUCAAUGGGUAAGAAAAUCAUCAGUAGAAAAUCUGCAUAAACAUACACAUGUGUAAAAGUAACCUUAAAGGGGUACUCCUGCCCUAGACAUCUUAUCCCCUUUCCAAAGGAUAGGGGAUAAGAUGUCAGAUCGUGGGGUACCGCUGCUGCGGAACCCCGGGAUCUCGGCUGCACCACCCACCUCAACGGCUUCCGGCAACGCUGGAGACUUCGGAUCCCGAACACGUGAGCGGAAGAGCGUGACAUCACGAGACUGCCCCCGUGUGAUGUCACGCCCCGCCCCUCAAUGCAAGUCUAUGGGAGGGGGCGUGACAGCCGUCCUUUGGAUAGGGGAUAAGAUGUCUAGGGGCGGAGUACCCCUUUAAUGUUCCUUUUGUUAGAUUCUUCUGUUAGAGUACAUUCACAUGUAUAGUUUCUGCUGCGUAUUUGGCUGUAUGUUUUCUGCUGAUGAAUUUGCUACCCAUGGACUUCAAGGGUAGGAAAAUCAGCUGCAGAAAAUAUGCACCAUAAUAUGGCACGCGUGAACAUAUCCUUACAAUUUUACUGUUAAGUUAGUGAAAGUAAACACCAACCAACAUUGUGGGGUUUAGUGUAAGACUGAACUACUAGAAAAUAAAUUAUUUUUAGAUUGUGUCUCCAGAUUCACAAAUGUUACUGUUCUCUUCUACUUCCUGUUUUCAUCUAAUUAUAUUCACAAAUAAAGACUUUUUUUUUUUUCUUAACAAUUAAUGUAAAUUUAUCUUCAAUGCUGUAGAUCUUUUUGUACUAUCUGUCCAAAUAAUAAAACCUACAUCCGCGUCUUCUCUUAA